This is a messenger RNA of Myiozetetes cayanensis, 9730 nucleotides long. It is a transcript of the gene IPO8, whose product is annotated as importin 8. The transcript is spliced from 25 exons. The coding region runs from base 76 to 3222 and encodes 1048 amino acids. Gene Ontology annotation, cellular component: nuclear envelope; cytosol. The record is from RefSeq and is a predicted model, not a curated record. NCBI's taxonomy places the organism in Eukaryota, Metazoa, Chordata, Aves, Passeriformes, Tyrannidae. Gene Ontology annotation, biological process: protein import into nucleus. Gene Ontology annotation, molecular function: small GTPase binding.
GGCGCUAGCGGCGGCUCCUCCGCCUCCUCUGCCGGCCCCGGGGCAGCGCUGCCCGCCGGCGGGGGGGAGGGCGCGAUGGAUCCCAACAGGAUCAUCCAGGCGCUGAAGGGCACCAUAGACCCCAAGCUGCGCGUGGCCGCCGAGAACGAGCUCAACCAGUCCUAUAAGAUCAUCAAUUUUGCUCCAAGUCUGCUGCAAAUUAUAGUAUCCGAUCAAGUUGAAUUUCCAGUGCGUCAAGCAGCUGCCAUUUACCUGAAGAACAUGGUGACACAGUACUGGCCAGACCGUGAGCCACCUCCUGGAGAAGCAGUGUUUCCAUUCAACAUCCAUGAAAAUGAUCGUCAGCAGAUUCGUGAUAACAUUGUGGAAGGAAUAAUUCGUUCUCCUGACUUAGUGAGAGCCCAGCUGACCAUGUGCCUCCGUGCUAUCAUCAAACAUGACUUUCCUGGCCAUUGGACAGCUGUUGUGGACAAGAUAGGCUACUACCUGCAGUCCCCAAACAGUGGGAGUUGGCUCGGGAGCCUCCUGUGCCUGUAUCAGCUGGUGAAGACUUAUGAAUACAAGAAAGCAGAGGAGCGAGAUCCUCUUAUAGCAGCAAUGCAAAUAUUUUUGCCUCGGAUUCAGCAGCAGAUGAUCCAGCUUCUGCCUGAUAACUCCCAUUACUCUGUACUGCUUCAGAAACAGAUCUUAAAAAUCUUCUAUGCUCUUGUUCAGUAUGCACUGCCACUCCAGCUGGUGAAUAACCAGACUAUGACUCAGUGGAUGGAGAUCUUCCGGACUAUCAUCGAUAGAAAUGUACCUCUGGAGACUUUGCAAAUUGAUGAAGAUGAUAGACCAGAGCUGGUGUGGUGGAAGUGCAAGAAGUGGGCAUUGCACAUUGUAGCUCGUCUCUUUGAACGGUAUGGAAGUCCUGGAAAUGUAACUAAAGAAUACUUUGAAUUCUCAGACUUCUUUUUAAAAACCUACGCUGUGGGCAUACAACAGGUUCUAUUAAGAAUCUUAGACCAGUACAGGCAAAAAGACUACGUUGCACCACGUGUUCUUCAGCAAACGUUAAAUUAUCUGAACCAAGGGGUUAUUCACUCUGUUACAUGGAAGCAAAUGAAGCCACACAUACAGAGUAUAACAGAAGAGGUGAUAUUCUCUCUAAUGUGCUACAAAGAUGAGGACGAAGAGCUCUGGCAAGAGGAUCCCUAUGAAUAUAUCCGCAUGAAAUUUGAUGUAUUUGAGGAUUAUGCAUCCACUACGACAGCAGCACAGAAUCUCCUUUAUACUGCUGCAAAGAAGAGAAAAGAGGUAUUACCAAAAAUGAUGGCAUAUUGCUACCAGAUUCUGACAGAGCCAAACAUUGAUCCAAGGAAGAAAGAUGGAGCUUUGCAUGUUAUAGGAUCCUUAGCAGAUAUUUUACUGAAGAAGAGCGUUUUCAAGGAUCAGAUGGAGCUGAUGUUACAGAAUCAUGUGUUUCCCUUGUUCAUGUCAAACCUGGGGUACCUCAGAGCUAGAUCCUGUUGGGUACUUCAUUCAUUCAGUGCUUUGAAAUUUCACAAUGAGUUAAACUUGAGGAAUGCAGUAGAGUUGACAAAGAAGAGCCUGAUUGAAGAUAAGGAAAUGCCUGUCAAAGUAGAAGCAGCCAUAGCCCUUCAGACCUUAAUAAGCAACCAAGAACAGGCCAAGGAAUAUGUGAAGCCUUAUGUGAGGCCAGUUAUGCAGGAGCUCCUGCACAUCGUUAGAGAGACGGAGAAUGAUGAUCUUACCAAUGUAAUCCAGAAGAUGAUCUGUGAGUACAGUCAGGAAGUGGCUACGAUCGCCGUUGACAUGACUCAACACCUGGCUGAAAUAUUUGGUAAAGUACUUCAGAGUGAGGAAUAUGAGGAAGUAGAGGACAAAACAGUUAUGGCCAUGGGCAUCUUGCACACAAUUGACACAAUCCUGACAGUUGUGGAAGAUCACAAGGAGAUCACUCAACAGCUUGAGAGCAUUUGUUUACAGAUCAUUGGCCUUGUUUUGCAGAAACAUGUCAUAGAGUUUUAUGAAGAAAUUCUCUCCUUGGCCUUCAGCUUAACAUGCCAGAUGAUUUCACCUCAGAUGUGGCAGCUUUUAGGUGUUUUGUAUGAGGUUUUCCAACAGGAUUGCUUUGAAUACUUUGCAGAUAUGAUGCCUCUCUUGCAUAAUUAUGUGACCAUUGACACUGAUACCUUACUGUCUAACCCAAAGCAUUUAGAAAUCAUUUAUGCCAUGUGUAAAAAGGUACUAACAGGAGAUGCAGGAGAAGAUGCAGAGUGCCAUGCAGCCAAGCUCCUGGAAGUAAUUGUUCUUCAGUGCAAAGGACGGGGUAUUGACCAGUGCAUUCCACUCUUUGUGGAGGCUGUGCUGGAGCGACUCACCAGAGGAGUUAAAACAAGUGAGCUCCGUACCAUGUGUCUUCAAGUUGCCAUAGCUGCACUCUACUACAAUCCUGACCUACUUCUGCACACCUUGGAGAACAUCAGAUUUCCACACAAUCCUGAGCCCAUCACUGCACAGUUCAUAAACCAGUGGAUGAAUGACACAGACUGUUUUUUUGGACUCCAUGACAGAAAGAUGUGUAUAAUAGGACUGAGCAUCCUAAUGGAAUUGCAGAACCGACCACCUGCAGUGGAUGCUGUGGCUGCCCAGAUUGUUCCUUCAAUCCUCCUCCUCUUCUUGGGCUUAAAACAAGUUUGCGCCUCACGAGAACUCACAGAACAGGAGGAUCAUGCUAAAGAUGAAAAACACGUUGCAGAAGAUAAUGAAGAGAUACCGAGUGAUGAGGAUGAGACAAAUGAGGUGAGCCAAGCGAUGCAAGACAACCAUGGUGGAGAAGGAGGAGGUGGUGGUGGAGGUGUAGAGGAAGAGGAUGAAGAUGAUGAUGAUGACGAUGACUGGGAUGAAGAUGCAUUGGAAGAGACUGCUCUUGAAGGGUUCAGCACACCUCUUGACCUUGAAAAUGGUGUUGAUGAAUACCAGUUUUUUACACAAGCACUUCUAACGGUGCAGAGCCGGGAUGCAGCCUGGUACCAUUCCCUGACAGCACCGCUGAGUGAGGAUCAGAAGAAACAGCUGCAGGAAAUUUAUACAUUAGCAGAACACCGGCGAACUGCUGCAGAGAAUAAGACAAUAGAACAACAAAGUGGAUACACAUUUGACAACAAAGGACUGAUCACAUCAUUUAACUUUGCUGGAAGUACUCCCGGUGGCAACUGAAGGAUCAGCUACAAAGGUCAAUGGGAAUGGUCUCAUCAUUACAUUUUCUUGAAAUCAUCGUGACUUCUGGGUGAUAGGGGAGGGUAAUUUAAUGCUGCUGAAGGUUUUCUGGAAAUUAGCAGUGUGCUUCCCCCACCAGAAUGCUCUUUCUAACCAGCUACUGUAAUGUACAAAUUUUUGUGGUGUUUUUAUAAUUUGAUGGACUGAAAGGAAACGUUUGUCCUCAAGGAACCUGAAUGACUGGGAGGGGCCAGGCUGCAUCUAAUUGAGUUGCACUUCUCAGGUUUUUGCUGUGCAGAAUUGAUAGAUUCAUAUGGAUAACAGUGCCUUCUGUUGUACAUGGAUUGCCUGAACAAAUGGAUUUUGGAGUGCAUUAUAAUUUUUUAAGUGUAAGGACAUUUCUCGAUACACUGUAAGCCUUGGUUCCAUGUUUUCCAGUCACCUGCUUUCUACUGCUCGGUUUAACUGUUCGUUGGUUUCACACACAUUGCUGGAUUCAGAAUAUUGCAGCAUCUUCCUGUUUGGUGCAGACCAAAUGUGCAGAGGGAGUUGCAAAGCAUUCACUGGUUACGUGGAAGGGUUGUAACAAAAUUGCAGAUUUUCCCUUGAUGCAGGAGUCUUAAAGUAUUUCUCUUAGCCAUGAGUUCAACUGGCUGGAGUUAAAAUGGCAGGCCUGGCAGAUGGCUGUCCUAAAAUCUGCAUCUGUGUCACCUCCUGCCUGGACAAGUGGUGUGGCUGUCACAUGUAGAUGUUCUACAUGACAGCUUCUUAUUUCCACUAUUACUGAUGAAUAUUGCAUUUUACUUUGGAUUCUAUAAACCUCUUUUCUGAUUUUAUUCAUUCAUUACCAUUCCAGUGGUAUUACAAUGUGGUACAAAAGAUUUGCAAUAUUUUAUUUAUUUUGAUAGAAGAAACACUUCAGAAUUAAGCUUCAAACUUAAUUCUUACUGCUACACUUCAGUGAUUGUAUUUCUGGUCUGCAUUCCAGAUGGCUGUUCUUGUCCCAUGCUGAAAUUUCUUUUAUCUGACAUAUUUUUUCCCAUAUUUCAAGGACUGCCUCCGCCAGUGGAGGUUUAGAUUAGAUAUUAGGAAAAAAUUUAUUCUCUGAAAGGGUGGUCAGACAAUGGAACAGGCUGCCCAGGGAAGUGUUGGAAUCAACAUCCCUGGAAGUGUUUAAACAUGUGGAUGUAGCACUUAGCGACACAGUUUAGCAGUGAACGCGGCAGUGCUGGGUUAACAGUUGUACCUGAUGAUCUUAGAGGUCUUUUCCAACCUAAACAAUUCUAUAUAACAAGGUGUUUGUGGAUAAGUUCAUUUAGUCAGAAAGUGAUAGCAGUACCAGUUUGAAUAGGUGCCCCUCUUUUAGAUCUAUUGGGAUCGAGGUGGUGUAGCAAAAAUCAGUAGGGGUGCAUUAGAAUGUGAACUUUGGAUGGGAGAUAAAAUGUUUAGACCAGAUUUUGUUUCUACGUGUUAAUUUCUUUAUGACUUAAAAAUAUUUACCAGGCAAGUUUAAACACACACUGAUAAUCUGCUUUAUAGCAGUGUCCCAAAUGAAAAGUUUAAAGUCCUUUCCAUCCCCCAUGAAGUUUUUCACGAUUACAGUAAACGUAGCCCUGGGCAGUGCUGAAGCUUUCAUUUUUAUGUGUCAGAGUAAUUCUGGUGGAGUCUGAGCACUCUACACCUUGGCUUCUGGAAAAGACGAAGUGUCUCUGUGUGUUCCUUCUGGAAUUUUCCUAGCCUGGCAGCUGUGGGGCAGAAGGUUCCUCGCUGCUUUCCUUUUUUUUUGCACCUUUGUGCCAGACUCAGAUGCUUUUUCUGCCGCUGCUUCUUUUUGUUUGUUUGUUUUCCCAACAUAGCAGCUGCAGAGUAAAGUUGGCCUGGUUCAUGUAGGUUUUUCACUGGUGCUACUCAAUUAAUAGCAACAGUGAAAAUUUCUCACUUUUAGGCCUGUUGUAAAUAGGGAAAACUGUGAGAGUUCCAGGGUCUGUAUUUCCAAAAGGGAACAAUCUUUUGAGCUGCAUUGACAGGCUCUUUAAACUCAAGCAGCAGAGGGCCAGGAUUUCCUUUAUUUUGAAUGUCAGGCUAUGAAAAUUAGAGGUUAUUUUUGCUAAUUUAGGCCGGGGCUGUAUGGUCUGAGACAGUAAGUAGGAAAGCAUUACAUCCAGGGUGUUGGGGAGUUUCUCAGAAACCACAGAAGUUUCGAAAUCCUUCAAAAAUUUAAUGGUUUUUGGAAGUUAAGGCGACUGACAACUUCUCUCUUACCUGUCAGCUGAAGUUAAGUAUUAGGCAGGUAAACUAUUUAAACCCUUUGUUAUUUUAUUAAAAGAAACAAAUUUGUUGAGUUGGCUUUUUUCCAAAGCCUGUUUGCCUUCUCUACACUGGCACACAGAGUAGAAGAGGGAUUUAUUUUUCUUCUGCUAAUGAGGUUGCUUGCACAGUCUCAGGCUAAUAUUCAGGAGUUAAUGUGCUCAAGGAAAAGUCUGCUUUUGCAUAGCAUCAUCUUUGUGUCACUCGGCUGAACUAUGGCUGCUCCCUAGUUCUGCUUCUUGUGUACUUUUCAAAUCGACUGCCAAGAAAAUUUCAUCCAGAUGUUUCUUACAAGGGGUUUAAUCAGCAGCAUGGAGUCGGGAAUCUUUGUUGUCUCUUUUGCAGUGGGGUCAGAGAUGUCUGAGGGGAUGGCAUGUAAAAAGGUUAAAUGCCCUUCCCUUCCCAGGAGAUUCAUGAGCAAAUGUUUCUGCUGGCAAAAGCAAAUGUUAAUUAUUUUAUUCCUUUUUUUGAAAAGGGUUUUCAUCCAAAAAGAUUUAUUGGGCUCUAGCCUCCACUUUAACAUAUGGUUCUCUUUUAACAUGAUAAAUAUCCGUUUGUACAUGAUCAUAAAUAGGUAAUGGAUUUUAGGGGUUUCUUUCUGAGCUCUGUCCGGCUUUGUACUACAUUAAAGGGAGAGUAACACGAAUGUGCAUUACUGUCUCACUUGCAAGCCAAGGUAAUCGUGGAAUAUCAGAUACCAGCAUUGCCAAUCAAGCAUGAUGUAUUUGCCAUUGAAAGUACAGAGAAUCGUGAAUGUAUUGUAAAAUAAAACAAAGGCUGUGAAAACUGGUGACCUACCUUGCCCCGUGCCCAUAUUCCCAAAGUAUGAAGGUGACUCACGUGGGCACCACGGUGGCUUUGCACAGGAAAUGAGCAUUAUGUGGGUGAUAAUCAUAGCAAAUGUUAACUUGCAAAAGCUUCUUUUUCAGAUAAAAUUAACUGAUCCUGGGUAUUGAAUUGCAUAUGCUGUUUUGUCACUCUUGAAAGGAAAAAUAAGAAUCACCACAUGUUUUGACUGCCUCUUUUUGCUCUUUCUUUCAACAUUGAAGUACUUGGUUUGCUUUCAUUACAAAGCAGAAUCUUUAAUCAGAAAGCUCCAGGAAGAGUGCAGAAUAUCAAGCUGAGGAAAAAGCUGAAAAAUUCUAAACCUCAACAAUCCCCCAAAACCCGCAUGUGCACAGUCUGAGUGAUAUAAAUAUGCUUUGGGAGUGUGAGUCAAAAUAUGUAAAGAAUGUUACACAAAAUGAUGUUGUGAGGUUCUUUGCUUUAGGGAAAAAAGCUGCCCGUGGGGUGUCAGGAAGACAUGAAAUGAACUGCUUUAGGAUGUGCCCUUUGCCUGUGAAGUCGUGGCAGUUUGUGACUCUGGAUUCCAUCAUGCAUUGUAGAGGAGAGAUGGUAGGACAACAGGAUUUUUUUUUUUCUUACUACAAAGCAAGAGUCUGAAUUGAGACUUUCGUGGGCCAGAGGAAUUGUGGACAACCUGAAUGAUUAACUGUCUUUCUGUUCCAGAAUACUUUUCAGUCUUUUUCUUCCCUCCUUUUCUUCUCUUUGCUAACCACAAUGUUAUGGGAUAUUUCAGGGAGUAUUCAAAAUACCUGAAAAGAUAAACCUUAAGCAAUUUUUAUAAAACCUGUUGUUCUUGAAGCAAUGCAACCUAUCAAUUGCAUUUCUGUAUAUAGAACAAAGUCUCUCAUUUGGCAUAUGCAGGUGAUACAGAACUACAAAACUCCCUCACUUGUGCCUGUGGUUUGGGUGGAUGUGGAGAGGAUGAACCUCUCUGUGAUUUACUUCUAAAUACGGGGCUUUGAAAUCUCCACACCUCAGACUGAACUGUGCUGGAAGGAUAGGCAAACAUGCCCUAUGUAAUGUAGCUCCCAGUCCUCGUCUGACAUGUGCUGUAGUCAGUCUCGAUAAUGUUUGGUGGUCUGGUGGUCAGUUCUCCAAGGAUCUCCAUCUCUGAUUGAGGACAUUCUUCAAGUCCAAGAGACUGUCUUUGCAGGUGGACAGGGAAUCUGUUUUCCCUCACUGCAGCAAAGCCUACAGCAGGUGGGGCUAUGAACUUCUUGACCUUAUGAGUGAAAGUAGCACCCUUUCCUUUUGGGUGUCAAACCUUGAUAGGAUGUAUGUGAUAGAACACUGAUGGAUGUUCCCAACGUGUUAAAGGAAGCCAGGCAACUAUUCCAGAUAGCAGGAAGUCUUAGUAUAAAACCAGGAUGUAUGAGCAGGUCAAGCUGAUUGCUUUGGACAUCUCUUGACUGCUUUUGCUUUUGUAAAGCCAAUCAAGCAAAACCAGUGUAAAAUGAAGGAAAACUAAAGCAAUGCUUUGGCACUAGACAGGUAGAAACAUUCCUGGCCUGUGGAUCUAAUCCCAGUACUCACUGUGGAUACACUCAGAUACUUUUCAAACACAACAUGCAAUAUCUGUAUGGAUGUCAGUACCCUGACUGACAGCCAUUAAUGAGAGGUGAAGACUCUAAGAUGAUUUUUCUCUGACAGAAAUCAACUGCAUCCCUUUAAAAAGUCUGGGAACUACUUAUCCUGGCUGAUGUGCAGUCACCAAUGGAAAACACUCAGUGGGAUUACAGUCUUUCCUAAAGAUUCUCAGCAUACAUCCCACUAAAGGGCUACCAACAGUGCUCCGUGGCUAGGGAGCUGGCUGAUGAAGUACUCCUUGACUAAAAGAGUUUCGGGGAACACCAAUUUGGAGAGGAUCUAUAGGUGAUGUGUUUAUGUGAUCUCAGAUCUGCAGUGUUGCCUAGAUCUUCUAGAGGAUGCCGUUUGGUGAGGUGCUUUGAAUUUGGGAUCAGAAAGGAAUUCCAGUCCAGGUUCUCCCCUCUUCCCCUUUCCAAGCAAAUCCAGUGUAAAGUGAAGAACUAAAGCAGUGCUUGGGCCACAGACAGGUAGAAACUUUCCUGGCCUAUGGAUCUGAUCCCAGUGCUCACUGCAGAAGUGCCUGUGAGUUUUGUGAUUGGCUCUGAUGGAGCCAGGCUUUUACCCAAGCACUUUGCUACAUCCUAGUGUUUGGAUCACUGCUAAUACUUUCCACUGGCAGUUGUCCAUAUCAAAAACAACAAAGUGAAAGUGCUGUAUUAAGUCCAAGAUUCUCUUUAUAGGCUGUACAGAGGUUCACAGUUUUAAGUGCUUAAUCUCUAUGAGUGGUGGGGUAGGAGGUGACCUUUCAGAUGCACUGAUUUCUCCAAUGUGAACACUGUAGUGUCAGCUCCACGAUUCACCUGAGUGUUGGUCAGGGGCUGCCUGCUGGACCAUCUGAGAUUAUGUUACAGGAAGUGAAAUGCAAAAACUUAAAAAAAUUACUUGAUGCUUAAAACUGUUGAGCAACAAAAGUGAGUGUUUUCUUGAAAAUGAGAUUUUUUUAUGUUAUUCUCAGGUAUAUUUUAAUUUUCAUGUUUCAUGCCCUUAUGCAAAAUGCAAAAUUACUACAUGACAUGGAGGCCUAUUGAUUUUUUCUCACUGGGACUGUUUACCACUGAUGGUGUUUAUGCAAGAAUUGUUCCUCAUUUUUAGGUAUUUUCAACAUGUUUGCUACCAAAGUUGCACAUACCCAUCUUUCACAACUUUUCAUGCACAGAGAUAUUGGAAACAAACUCAACAAAAGGAAGAACAGUGCUUUGAAAAUAGAAGACUAUGCAUAAGCAGGUUAUUUUUAGAAAACAGAAGAACUAUGGCUUCUGAAGAAAAUACUAAACAAUAAAUAUUUAUACGAAAGUGCAUGAGCUAAAGAAAUGAAUAUAAGACUAUAUAAGCAAGACACAUUCUUUGAUCACAGCUGUAAUGUUUAUUUUUCACUGCCAAACAACGUGUGACACUUUUGAUUGCAUGUGCUGUUGGUAUUAUGCUUAAUGUAAAUCACAUGGAAUGUUUUGGGGCUCGGAAAGAGACCAAAGAGGCCAUGCAGAUUUCUUUUGAUAUGAAAAGCAAAGAUAUGAGCCCAUGCCUGCAGUGACUAGAGGGAGCCUGCUAUGUGCUACAUUAGCAGAUUGAAUUGCAGGAUCAUCACCUUUGUAAGAAGCUUGAAAUAUUAAACUCUGGGUUGGCUUUGAGGGCAAGAAUUGACAAAUGCAAAGCAUGCAUCGAUGACAAGAAGAACCUUUUCCUAGCCUAAAGAAUUCUGUACAGUGUUCUCUUAAGCUGUGCUGAAUUUGCUUUAAAAAUAGUAAUAAAUCUUAUUGCUUAGGUCAAA